This is a messenger RNA of Musa acuminata AAA Group (dessert banana), 597 nucleotides long. Its product is annotated as phosphoribosylamine--glycine ligase-like. Gene Ontology annotation, biological process: purine nucleobase biosynthetic process. NCBI's taxonomy places the organism in Eukaryota, Viridiplantae, Streptophyta, Magnoliopsida, Zingiberales, Musaceae. The record is from RefSeq and is a predicted model, not a curated record. The coding region runs from base 1 to 597 and encodes 198 amino acids. The transcript is spliced from 2 exons. Gene Ontology annotation, molecular function: ATP binding; phosphoribosylamine-glycine ligase activity; metal ion binding.
AUGAAGUCCAGGAGCUUGCUGGGAGCCCGCUGGAACAUUGCCGAGAGAUCGUUGGAAAAGUCAGAAGCUAAAGAGUAUGUUAAAGAGCAAGGAACACCCAUUGUUGUUAACGCUGAUGGAUUGGCUGCUGGGAAGGGAGUUAUUGUGGCAAUGAACAUACAAGAGGCAUUUGAUGCAAUAGACUCUAUGUUGGUGGCCAAUACUUUUGGUUCUGCUGGUUCACGAAUUAUUAUUGAGGAAUUCCUCGAGGGCGAAGAAGCUUCUUUCUUUGCUCUGGUGGAUGGUGAAACUGCCUUACCUCUUGAGUCAGCCCAAAAUCACAAAAGAGUUGGUGAUGGUGAUACUGGUCCAAAUACGGGUGGAAUGGGUGCAUAUUCCCCUGCUCCAGUCUUAACAAGUGAGCUACAGUCUUUGGUGAUGGAAUCAAUAAUUCAUCCUACAGUGGAGGGAAUGGCAGCAGAAGGUUGCAAAUUUGUUGGUGUGCUGUAUGCUGGGAUUAUGAUUGAGAAGAAAAGUGGUUUGCCCAAGCUUAUUGAGUACAAUGUGCGUUUUGGAGACCCAAAGUGUGUUGGGAAGAAACCUGUUAAUGCGGAAUAA